CGCAUGCGCAAUUGACGUUUCCGCUAUUAGGGUGAAAGAUAUUACUGUUUUUUGUCGAAAUUAAAACGUAAUUUCUUCGCAAUCCCUCUAUCAAAUAUCAAACAAAGAGUACCCAAUCAAAAAAUAAAGAUGGCCCAUCAAGAUGGCCAGCCAAACGAACAUUUGGCCGAAAAUUGGUUGACAGAAUUUGAAGAAGAAUGCCUCGAGGAUUUGGACAACUCCGAAUCAAAUAUGGAGGAUUCUUUGCAAAGAGAAACAGAUUUUGCCUUACAGAAAUUGUUUUUCCAGUUCCAGAAUUCUGCUACAGCCAUUGCUCAAUUGUAUAAAGAUCGUUCCAAUGGGCUUUCAAUGUGGGUUCCAUUUCAAAAUGCUGCUUCAUCUGUGACAACAAUGUAUAAAGACAGUGUGGAGUCAGCCAAAAAUUCUAUGGAGCUUGGUGUUCAGAAGGGUCGACAGCGUAAUCUUAAAGACAUUGUGUCAUGGGUGAAAAAACGAAGACGACACAUACGUAGAGAGGACUUAUUAGCAUUUCUAAGUGGUAAAAAUCCACCACAGAGGACAAAAUCUGGUGCUGGUGUGAGACACGGGUCCAGCGUCAGAGCUGAUAGGUCGUUUCCAAGGUUUCCUUCUGCAGACAGUUUGCCAAGAAGUGCAGAGGCAGACCUUCAGUGUUUUAGAGAGGCAAUAGCUUUGCAAGGUCUGGAUGGAGCCAUGUCAAACAUCAGUGUGGGUUUCCGUCCACACAGUAAUCAUGGUGCUAAUAACCAGCCUCCACAUGCAGGCAUGCCGAAAAACAACAUAGACGAUCUGAACAGUUUCCUUCUUGAAGAGUUUUCACGCAACUGUGAUGCCCGAAAGAGAUCUUCUACUCCAGAUGUAAACAUGGACUCUCCUACAAGAAAGAAAAGCCGGUUAUUUUAGAUGAGAAAUAUUUCAAAAAGUUGUUAAAAAUGUGACUAUUUUACCAAUAGUUAACAUUUUAUUAGCUCGUAUGUUUUUUAAAGAAAAACAUUUGAGAUGUUUUCAUAGCCUUGGUUUGUCAUGGCCGUACAAAAACUUGACCCUUGACCAUAACUUAAAUAAUGUUCAUAUUCAAAUAAGAUUUGGUAGCAGUUUUACCAUAGACAAUAUAUACAUGAAUUGUAGACUUAUGUCCCUUUUCUAUUCUAAGAAACAAACACAGCAGACUAGUGUUGGCGUUCGAUCAACGGCACUCUUGUUAAUUCAAGUAUUGUAUUUUUGUUGUUGUUAAUUUUUCCCUUAAAAGAAUAUGUGCUGGAAUGGAAGACAGCAGGGUCUGUGUGUAAGAGCUGAUUUGUACAAAUUAAAGGAUGUCUACUGUAUACAUCAGUAAUCAAAACAUUCAGAAUCGUUAACCUUGCAGUAAAAGACUAGUUUUGUAUUGUCUUCCUUAGUUUCUCAUGUAAAGCUUCCUUGUAGUAUAUCAAGGCUUCCAUGAAGAAUUUGUAAUUGGAAGUAUGAACCUUCUUUACCAUCAGCUUUUGAUGUUUUUCUCUGACACAUGAUAGGACCAGUCUUUACUAUUAUUAUUCUGAUAAAAUCUGAAAUGAUUAGCUACUAAAAGAUGCUAACUCCAUAGAAGUGUAUUCAAACACUUUAUUCAAUAUUAAACAUUUUGAAAGUGUGGCCUUUAAUGGAACAUUGACACCAGGUUUUUAUGUUUUGAAAGCUUUCAUCUUUUAUCCAAGUUUUUUGGAAAUUUUAGCCCGUUUCUAGGGAGUAAUUCACUUCAAAGCUUCCUUAAAUGGAAACCUUUGUACCAACAAAUAUUCACAUUAACCAUUUCAUUAGAUGGAGCUGGAUGUAAAAAAAUUGAAAAAAUGUAGUAGUCGUAUACAACAUGCAUGUGUAUAUAUUGACAUCAAUAAUCUCAUUUGAUUAUUUCUUGUAACUAGCAAAUCAUACUGAAACUGCACUGAUGAAUAAAAUAAUGCGUCGUCUAAGUUAUUUCAAAAUGUUCUUUAUCUGUUUUCAAUGCCGACAAGUAUUUAUGACUCCUCUGGUACACCAUUGUGUUUAAAAAAAAAAUACUGAUUAAUACGAACAGAAUUAAAUUCACUUUGAUAAACUGUUUCGCUGCUUGAAAGUUUUAGGUUUUUAAGUUUCAUUAGACUGUCUGCAUUUUAUUUUUAUAUGACAGUGAAACAGUUGUUUUUCAACCUAAAAUGGUGCUGAAAUUUGGCCCCAUUCCAUAAUAAGAAGAUAAGCCCUUUAAUAAAUAAUUGCUGAUUUCACAAUCUCAAUGGGACAAAUUCCACAAUUCUGGAAAUUGAUAUAUUUGUCAUUACUCCACCAUUUUCUUCCCUGCAUGUUUUAUAAACUUUGGGCGAUUGUUCAGAGCUUUGUAAACAACAAUUAACGACAUCAUUGUACAAUUUUUUACGUGAACAUAUUGAUGAUUUGCUCACGUAUUUAAAUAAAAACAAGUACAGCUGAAAAAGUUGUCUCAAAUCUUGUUUGAAAUACAACAGAUCACGAGUGAAUCCAUUAAAUUUCCAGAGCAGUAACAAUUUAAAAGUUUACAACGAUGACGUUAACAACGUUAUCUUUAACAAAGUUCCACAAAUUGGACCAUUGUUUCACAAACAAGCUUUUCCUGUUUUGUGUCACUAUUUUCACUAUUCAAUGGACCCUGUCCCAUUUACAUAGAGUUGGGAGAAAAAGCACUGUAUUCAUUGUGUUUGUGUUUUGAAAUUGGUUGUCAAAAUAAGUAACUAAACUUUGUACAUUUUUAUGAAGUAUAACUCAUAUAUGUAGUUUUAUUGAUGAACUCUUAAGAAGACACAAGUCGUACAUGUAUGUUUCUAAUAGGAAUUAUCUUUUAGGAUUAGAAUAAAUUCUUGAUUUAGUUCAAUUAUGAUGAAUAAUUGUCUUUCAAUAUUGGGAUUAUUUUAUUUUGAAUUUUUUUAUCAGGUUAUGAAGAAAGAUGCUGUAUGUACAUGUAAUUUUUAGUUCUUGCAAAAAGGGCAUUAUUUUUUAUAUUCAUUUGUUUUGUGAAAAUUUGUUUCAAAAAGGGUAGAAUACAGUGAAACUUAGGUAAUACACAGGGGAAACAAUGUAUUCCAAGAUGUACCAUAUUUUUCACAUGUUGUUAAAAAAAAUAUGAGGUUCAUAGAAGUAUUUGUCUCAGAGUGUGUGUAGGGAUAUGUCAGAUCUUAUAAUACGGUACUAUGUUUAAAAAUAUGUAUUUAAAGUGUAAUUAUAGUUAAACAAUAUAAAACAAUGAUAUUUUAAUUAGUUAUAAUACAAGUUUAUGUGUUACACACAAAGCAUGGAAGGAGCUAAGGGAUUACAUAGUCUGUAGUCAACUGUCAUAGAACAAGGGAAUCGUUGUCAUUGGCCUUAUACUUUCAUUUAUCGUUAAUAAAUUUUAAAUGGCUUGUUUUAGAGUCUUAAAUCUUGGUACAGUAAAACCCUGUUGGGAACGGCGAUAAUACCUCGAGGCUCGGAAAAUUCGAGUAAAGCCGGAUUGUUUAUCUUCAGUAUAAAGAAAUCGUUCCUUUACAUCCAGUUUGAUCCAACAAGGAAUUCGAGCUAAGCGAUAUCAAGCAAACGUGGGUUCGACUGUACAUGAAUGCAUAUUAGCCAUUGUCAGUGGAUGACCCCUUAUGUUCUUAGGGUCAGUUGGUCAAGGUCAUGGGGACUUUCACAAAGAUCACAUGUUGGGCUAUCUGGCCAGAUGACACAAUCAAUUCACAGAAUUUUAGAUUAAUUAACAGUGAUGACCUUCACUAAAGGGCCAUUUGUUAGGGGCUCCUGACUAGCAACACAUGAGGAAUUUUAGAUUAAUAAAUAGUGCCUUUAACUAUAAUGGUUUUAUAUAUGGGUAAUGUAAAAUGCACUGUUCUAAGCAAUUGCUAUAUUAAGAGAUCUUACUGGUGACCUUCACAAGGGCCAUUUGUUCAGCACUCCUGACCAGCGACACAUAGACAGAAUUCUAGAUUAAUAAACUGUGCCUUUAACUAUAAAAGGUUUAAAUAAGCAAAUGCAAAGUGAACUGUUAUAAAGCAUAUAUGCUAUUUUUUCUAUAGGAAAGAACUUGUUAUUUUAAGUUAAUUCUGUUUUAAGAUGAUACUUUUUAAAGUUUGGUUUAUGUAUAGGAAAAAUUAUAUUAUAUUACAUAAAUAAUGUUGUUUUUGUCUGAGAAAUAAAUAGAUUGCUAACUGAAUAAUUCAAGUCUAUAUCAGACAAUGUGUAAAUGGUUUAAAAUAUUUGUGUUAAAAAACCACACUACAAAGUAACAAACAGUUGCUCUGUAGUUGAAUUGGGCGCACCUAAGGUGUACUGUAUACUAUGGCCAGUUUAGGAAAAUCGUAGAUAUAGUAGGUUGAGUGUAUGGAUGAAAUAUAUAUGUAUCAUUUUUCUUUGGUUAUAAUUACACUCAUGUUAUGUUUGUAUUCAGUUAUUUAUAAAUAUUUUCAAUUUUAUAAAAAUGAAUCUGGUUUUCCCUUAUUGUUAAUGUUUUUGUAAUAGUUGCUUCACCUGAAGCUCUUCAGUUUCGAGGGUAGUGGGUGAUGUUUACAGUGCUCCAGCUAGGCUAAAAUUGAAGGGCGGGGAACCUGCUGUCCUUCUCCCAGUACUCUGCUGUGCCCUUUUGUUUGACAUGGUCAUUUUUUCAGAAAUAAGCAUAUAGAUGACUGAUUUACAUUAUUUUGACACUGAAGUAAAGAUAAUAGCAAAGGUAUUCAUAUUUAACUGUUUGUAUUUAAAGUAGUUACAGCACAUACACAAUAUAAAUUGAACAUUGGCCCUUGCAAGUGCCCUAUUAAGGCUCAUUCAAUGCGCAUCAAAAGUACCCUUUCUGACCUAGCACCCUGCCCUUUUUAAAUCCUGACUGGAGCACUGUACAGUUUUGUACCAUGUUGUCAACGUUUUAUAACUAGUGUGUGGUUAAGUUAAUAGCCUUGUUAUUUAACCACAUGCUAAUUAUUGAAUGGUUAAGCUCUGUCUAAUUGGUACAGUUAUGUUAAUUAUUUUGAUAUAGUUAAAAAUGACACAAUGUGUCGACAUAAUAUGAUAAUUUAUAAGUUGAAGAUAUUAAUUAAAAACAACACCAUGCUUGUUGUUUUCUCUGAAAACAUUGAUAAUGGAACAUGCUUUGUUACAAUAAUUAACAAUUAUAGUCUCUGAAAGGAAUGAAAUUUAUAUUAGAAAAUGACCAUGAGGCAUGUCAGUCAAAUAAAUUGUACCUUUUUAAAUGAAAAAAAUUGUAACUGUAUAUAUGAAACAUUUGUAUAAAAUUCAUUUCCAAAAAAUCCUGAUAUAGUUAAUUAAUUGAAAAUAUAUACUGAGCUUAAGUUACAACUCGGAUGAUUUUGACAAACAAAAUAAUCUCCAAUCUUGGAAUUUGGUGUUUCAUAGGAGUCAAUGUAAUGGUGUUUGUUCAUUUUAUGUAAAAAUUAGAAUUCACUCAUUUUUUUCGUUUUUUUAUUGUUGAACACUAAAAAGUGACCCAUACAUGUUUCUAUUAAAAAGAGUUACUGUUUUAGUUUAGUAACUAUAAAUAUUUGUCUUUCAUAGUAGUAUUGGUUUCAUUAUUUUUUUAUUUAUUUUUUUAGAUUUAUUUGUUUGUCAAAAUCAUCUCCAGUCUGUUUUAUGAGGAGUCAACUUAAUGGUGUUUAAUCUUUAUUUUGUGCUUUGAUGGCAAAAUUAUUCAAAAUGGAUCAUCAGGAAAUACCACAAAAAAUUUGGGAGCUCAUUAAGAUCUUUACUCAGAAAAAGUUUUAUUCGUAAAAGUCAGAUCAGGAAUUAUUCUUGUAGCCCGCUGGCUGGCACUUGUAGCAUCAGUCAAUACAUCUUUGAUGGCCCAUGGUGCAAAAUCUAGAGAGAGGGAUAGUGGAUGCAAGAUAAUUCGAACUAGGGAAAUUGGAUUGUUGAUUUUUUAUCAGCCAGAUACUUGAUGUUAAGAUUGGUACCAUACUAGUAUGGCUAUAUUAAAGCUAUGGGAUAUUUUGAACCAAAUUCUUCUUUAUUUAGAUUUUCAGACUCCUUAUGAAUAAUUCUGCCAUAAUAACAUCUAUUUUGUUUAUAAAUUGUUUAUGAUAAAAAAAAAUAUUACAAUAAACAUGUUAUAAAUAAUC
Molecule: messenger RNA, 6101 nt
Organism: Mya arenaria
Lineage: Eukaryota; Metazoa; Mollusca; Bivalvia; Myida; Myidae
Product: HUWE1-associated protein modifying stress responses-like
Exons: 4
Coding region: 130-921 (263 amino acids)
Source: RefSeq, a predicted model, not a curated record